Esox lucius (northern pike) is the source of this 2371-nucleotide messenger RNA. RefSeq names its product SERTA domain containing 3 (gene sertad3). Gene Ontology annotation, cellular component: nucleus. The transcript has 2 exons. Bases 202 to 1020 code for a protein of 272 amino acids. The record is from RefSeq and is a predicted model, not a curated record. Gene Ontology annotation, molecular function: transcription regulator activity. NCBI's taxonomy places the organism in Eukaryota, Metazoa, Chordata, Actinopteri, Esociformes, Esocidae.
ACCACAGAAGAAGGAUCAAUUCGCAACACUCAAAAUCUCGGGCGGGAACUGGCAAAAGCGGUUCAUUUUUUUUUGUUGAUUGGAGAAUUUAAGUUUAAACCGAGUUGGGCAGCUUGGUGAAAACGCAACAACAUUAAACCUAACUAGCAGCGUUUAUUACCUUUGUAUAUUUGGGGACAGAGGAGCAGACGGUACGGGAGGAUGAUCGCUAAGGGACAGAAGCGCAAACUCCAUGAUGAUGAUUUUUUGGGGGGCAUGUGCAGCGGCACCUGGGAGAGCCAGUGUCAGUCAUUGCUGGACAUCUCCCUCAACAAGUACUACCGUGGGCAGGAGCAGGUGGAUCACAGUUUGCGCCGCUCUGUGUUAAUAGCCAACACCCUGAAGCAGAUGCAGCCAGAGAACAGGCCAUUUCAUGGGUCAGUUAACCUGGCAGGACCUGUUCCAUCCAUGGUCCCACUUAAACCCUUCAGUAACCUUGAUUCUGGUCCCGGUGUUGUAAUGAAUGGUCCUGUUAGUGUAGACGACUUGGAGCAUGAAUGGAUGUCCUCAGAAAGUGACUUCUCCCUGUCGGCUACUGUGGGCUCCAUCCUGAAAGAUCUAGAUAUGACCAUUGACGGAGGGCCUCAGGGAACUCGCAGGACACCUUUUAGGUCCAUAGAUAACCUACCUGAUGUUGGUCGCCAGCAAGCCACCUCUGGGUACUUGAGCUCUGAGUGGCGCCCUGAAGGGUGUAGAACCUCUGAGCAGGUUGCUCUUGGUGGCGUGGAGGUCAUGCAUUCUAGCUAUGUGCAGGAUGGGACCCUGGGUGACCUUUUCCAAGACAUCGACACAUCUGUACUUGAGAGGGAGAUGGGGACCCUUGGGGUCCGAGCUGACUCUGGUGUGGCCCGUGAUGAGCUGCUGAAGUACUUACCGUCCCUGACCUCAGUUCCAUCCACUUCACCCUCUGUGUUCUUCAGCCAGAGCUCCAGGGACUUGAUUGAACUAGAGCACAUUAUGGAAAUACUGGUCAAGUCUUGAUCUCUGGAACUUUGAAGAAAUUACAUUACAACCAGCACAACACAUUGGUGUUCUGUGUUUUCGUAGCCAGGCAAACUCCAUGUUUUACAAUGGGGAAAAUGUCUGCUUUUAACACAACCUUUUGAAAUUAUAAAGUGCGGGGGGUGCCCCGUUCUGUGUCCGGGGAGAUAUUGUGGUUUACAGUCUUGGUCAGGGAUUUGCUCUAGCAAAUAUUAGGUUACUGGGGAGAUACUCUUAACCACUCUAUCUGGUGUCCUUUGUAAAUGUUUUCUAUGGGUGCUUAAAUGUAUUUUUACAUUAAAGAAAACAAUGUGAAACUCUAAUGCGAUCACGUUAGCCGCCUGUCAAACCAAUUGUAAAACAUGAGGUUUUGUUAGCUUGGCUGGUGUUGUACACUCAGUCACUUGGUUUAAUGACUGAUGUACUGUACACAUGAAGGACACAUUUGAGUAAGAUACUAGCUUUUAGUUAUUAAGUAGUGUUGAAAUUAGGGAAAUUAUAUUCCCUAGGCCUAUAUCAACAUAUUUAGCUCAUAUUGUAAACUGUUCCUAAUCAAAUGUUUCAAAGUUGUUUGGAAUAAUGUCCAUUGAAUGAAUGAAUUGGCAGCACUGACUUAAAUCGUUCUGGGUUACAGUUCCCAGAGUACCAUUCAACAUUACAUUCUUUGGUGCGAUGAUGAGCUUCAAUCAUUAGGAAAUACAAACAUUACCUCAGCCCGAGAGUCUCAAGUGUCAUCUCGCUUACCAACUCUUCAAUAUCAGGUAAUACCAAUUUGAGUCUGCAGGAAUUCCUUCAUAUAGACUGCUGACCCAGUUUUAUAUAGCCUUUGUGUUAUAGAUGAUGGCAACCAUUGCAGGCACAAUUUAUCAUCUAGCAAAUCCUCAAACAGAAGGCUAGGCAUUGUAGUAUUUUAUAUUUGUAUCAUUCAUUUUAGCUCAAAUCCCUUUUUUUCUUUCAUAGGCUUUAAGCUAGGCCUUGAUGUUUUGCAUUACAUAUCUAAUGUUGGCUACCGUGCUGAAUUAUGCAUUUUAACUUAAUUUUGGUGCAACUGCUGUAGCUACAAUGCUAUGUUCAAUGUCCCUGAUAUGUUGUGUUCAGGUACCAGAUUGAGAAAGCAGAUAAGUAAUCCAUGAUUUUCCUGUUACAUAGAUCUUUGUAUUCCAUGCAACACCACUUCUUGAAAUGUAUAUUAUGUGGUCGUUUGUGGCAUUUAAAUGGCCAGCCACUCACAGUUCAACUAAUGGUUUAUUCAUAGGAACUAUAUUUAAAUUCCUAAAUACUCUUGAUGUGAUCUUGAUGUUUCACAAAUUAUAUUGUGUGCCUUUCGGUUUAAUGCCCAGAAAGAUGUUGU